Triplophysa rosa is the source of this 949-nucleotide messenger RNA. It is a transcript of the gene odf3l2a, whose product is annotated as outer dense fiber of sperm tails 3-like 2a. The record is from RefSeq and is a predicted model, not a curated record. Gene Ontology annotation, cellular component: cytoskeleton. NCBI's taxonomy places the organism in Eukaryota, Metazoa, Chordata, Actinopteri, Cypriniformes, Nemacheilidae. The transcript is spliced from 4 exons. Bases 140 to 901 code for a protein of 253 amino acids.
CUUGUAAGCUUCAUUUAUAAUUCAGGGUGCAGUUGUUUCUUCGGUGAGUAUAAACUGAAACCUCAACCUUUGCUGGACCUCCCUGAGUCCUUCCGAUUUUGCUGUUAGCUAUUAGAGCCGGCCGGAAAAUACAAGCGGCAUGGGGGAGGUUGCGAGACGGCGCCCCAUCAUUGCUGGCAGAGAAAGGGGGCCCGGGCCUGGGCGCUAUGCUCUUCCCCCCACUAUCGGUUUCAUAAACCAUGACUACACCAAACCCAGCAGCCCGGCCUAUUCCUUCCACAGCCGAAUGAGCAGCAACAUGGUGGCUGUGGACUCCAGUCCGGGUCCUCAGUAUCACAUAGAUGCCAGAAUGACACGCUUUGGAAGAGAUGGCACCCCGUCAUACUCCAUGCUUGGUAGAAAGAAGAAGACAGCUGAGACAUUUCAGACUCCUGGACCAGGAGCCUACAGUCCUGAGAAAGCACCACCUUUAAACUUGCACUACAAACCUCCAUCUUACACCAUGGCUCUUCGUACACACUACCGCACUGUGGAUGCUGUACCCGCCCCCAACCGCUACACUUUACCCAACCUCACUGGCUCCAAUGUCCCUCACAAACCCUCCAGCGCCAGCUUCUCAAUAUCAGCUCGCAGGAAAGCAGGUGGUCCAUCAGAGGAUCUAUCCAUGACUCCAGGGCCUGGCCGGUACAACAGCACAGAACCUAGUGUUUACCUGAACAGACAGCCAUCUUUCUCCAUUCAAAGCCGUCCGACUAUUCCCACCGAUGCCACACGGAAGCCCGGCCCAGGAACACACAGCCCUGAGAAGGUGAUGACACACCUGCCUCGUGCACCAUCUUUCUCUCUAGGUAUUCGUCACUCGGAGUUUGUAACCCCACUGAUUGUUGAUGUUUCAGACUAAAGAAUCUAAUGCAGUGUUUUGUGGACACUCCUACUGAAAAUAGCAGGA